AUGAAUGACCCUGAAAAAGUGAAUCUUGAUUAUCAAAAGAUUUAUGGUCAGAUAAUAAAAAUAAUUGAAGAUAUUCAUGAUUUUAAAUUUCAAUUGUCAUCGUUUUAUAAAUUUAUCAACAUUAUCACAUUAAAACGUGAUAUUAGAUUCCUGGUGAAUUUAUGUCAAACCGAUGAAUCAUUAUUCAAGGCUUCCAGAUUGAGUAGUCGACAGUCAGUACAGCUUAAACUUGAAUACUGUAAAUCUUUGUCUUCAAAACAAGAAUAUCUCCCUUGUACUAUUCAAUUAACAGGAGUUAAACACUAUCCAACAAUCUAUAGCACGUUGACUGUUCAAACAGGUGAUAUAUCUAGAUGGAGGAAGCUUAUGAGUCGAACUAAGCUGUCAACAAGUGAACAGCUGGUAUUUAGGGCUAAUCAAAGCUUACAAGUACCUGUUACCUCGCAUAAUAUCACAUGUGUUAUUCAUUCAACAUGUCAAGAAAUUCAUAUGUUGCAGACUAUUCUAGAAUACCUUGAAAUAUUAACUGAACAAGUAAUUGGAUCAGAGAAUCGAAAUGUAAACACCAUUGACUAUAAUGAUUUAAACAAUUUACUGUGUGAUAAUGUAAUACACAUUUGUAAAAUUAUGUCACGUUUAGUUGAAUAUGUGAGUAGGAUUAACAAUCGACGAUUCAUGGAUCGAAUAAUUGUACAUUUAAGGCAUAAAUGCACAGCCAACUUCUUUAUAUAUCUGAUUGGUAAAGAAAGAAGUAGGAGAGUUCAAUGA
Molecule: messenger RNA, 768 nt
Organism: Heterobilharzia americana
Lineage: Eukaryota; Metazoa; Platyhelminthes; Trematoda; Strigeidida; Schistosomatidae
Source: the annotation of a GenBank genome assembly